UACAACAGCUGACCGUCUUGAGCCGGAGCCGAGCUUAUCGGAAUACAUUCAAUUUAAUACGGAGUGCAUGGACAAUUUAUCGUAGGGUUUAUUUAAGGAGAUUAAUUUCUUUGUGGGAUUAAAGUUAGAACACUCCAAAAUUUAUAUAAGCCUUUUUUUAUUUUAAUGGAAAUUGGUAUUAACCAAUUUCCCAAGCAAAAAAAGCUACAAAAAAAUCCCAAUCCUGAAAAAGGCUCGGUUUGAUCAUUGGAAAAAAUAUUUUCUACAUCGUAGGUUUAAUUAAAUAGUGAAGGAUAAAGUUACUUAUAGUGUUCCAAAAAAAUAUCCUUUCUGUAUAGGCGCAUCUCGCAUUCGAUUCCUUUCUCACAAUGGCCGAUGCUAGCGCAGAAUGUAACAUCAAGGUGCUAUGUCGCUUCCGUCCACUGAAUCAGUCAGAAAUUAUCCGUGGAGACAAAUUCAUCCCCUCGUUCCAAGGAGAUGACACGGUGAUUAUCGGGGGGAAGUCCUAUGCGUUUGACCGUGUGUUUCCCACCAACACAACACAAGAACAGGUGUACAAUACUUGUGCCAAGCAAAUAGUCAAAGAUGUGCUGGGAGGAUACAAUGGCACCAUCUUUGCCUACGGACAGACCUCCUCCGGAAAAACACACACCAUGGAGGGCAAGCUACAUGACCCCCAUGGGAUGGGAAUAAUCCCCAGAAUUGCAGAGGACAUUUUCGAUCACAUAUUUGCCAUGGAUGAAAACCUUGAGUUCCAUAUCAAGGUGUCCUAUUUUGAAAUCUAUAUGGACAAAAUCAGAGAUCUUCUGGAUGUGACUAAGACCAAUCUGUCAGUGCACGAGGACAAGAACAGAGUUCCGUAUGUGAAGGGCUGCACUGAACGCUUUGUCUCCAGCCCAGAGGAGGUGAUGGAUGUUAUCGAUGAGGGAAAAGCCAACCGCCAUGUUGCUGUCACCAAUAUGAAUGAGCACAGCUCCAGGAGUCACAGCAUCUUCCUGAUCAACAUCAAGCAGGAGCAUGUGGAGACAGAGCAGAAGCUGUGUGGGAAGCUGUACCUGGUUGACCUGGCUGGGAGUGAGAAGGUGAGCAAAACAGGAGCGGAGGGGGCUGUCUUGGAUGAAGCUAAGAACAUCAACAAGUCCCUGUCCUCUCUAGGGAAUGUUAUCUCUGCUCUGGCCGAGGGAACUAAGACCCACGUGCCAUACCGGGACAGUAAGAUGACUCGCAUCCUGCAAGACUCUCUGGGGGGGAACUGCAGGACCACCAUGUUCAUCUGCUGCUCCCCCUCCAGCUACAAUGACCAGGAGACCAAGUCCACACUGAUGUUUGGACAACGAGCAAAGACUAUCAGGAAUACGGCGUCGGUGAACCUGGAGCUGACGGCAGAGCAGUGGAAGAAGAAGUACGAGAAGGAGAAAGAGAAGAACCGGGUGUUGAAGGACACGGUCCAGAGACUGGAGGCUGAACUGAACCGAUGGAGGAACGGUGAGGACUCCCUUAAAACAGGUGAGGAGGUUCCUGAGAUGGAGGUUCCCAUCCAGUCUGUUCUGCCCAGAGAAGAUAGCCUAGCCCGUCUCCCCAGAGAAGACAGCACCUCCUCUAGUCUGAAUCGUCUCCCUAGAGAAGACAGCUCCUCCUCUAUAGUAAUCAGGAUCUCAGAGGAGGAGAGACAGAAGUACGAGGAAGAAAUACGGAAGCUUUACAAGCAGCUGGACGACAAGGAUGAUGAAAUCAACCAGCAGAGCCAGCUGGUAGAGAAGCUGAAGGAGCAGAUGCUGGACCAAGAAGAGCUCCUGGCCUCCUCUCGUGGGGAUAGUGACAAGGUUUCAUCAGAGUUGGGAAGGCUACAGAUGGAGAGCAAUGUUGCCAAGGCCGAGGUAAAAGAGGUUCUACAGGCAUUGGAGGAACUGGCUGUUAACUAUGACCAGAAAAGUCAGGAAGUAGAGGAUAAGACUCUACAGAACAAACUUCUGGCUGAGGAGCUGGCCAAGAAAAUGGCUCAACUAAUGCGUAUCGAGGCAGAGCUGUCUCGUCUCCAGGAAGUGAGUGGUCAUCAGAGGAAACGCAUCGCUGAGGUUCUCAACGGCCUGAUGAGGGACCUUUCUGAGUUCAGUGCCAUAGUAGGCAACAAGGACAUCAAACUGCCCAUGGAAAUAACGGGUGCAAUUGAAGAGGAGUUCACUGUGGCCCGUCUCUACAUCAGCAAGAUCAAGUCAGAGGUCAAGUCAAUGGUGAAACGCUGCCGUCAGUUGGAGAACCUUCAGAUGGAGUGCCACAGAAAGAUGGAGGAGACGGGGAGAGAGCUGUCCUCCUGCCAGCUCCUCAUUUCACAGCACCAGGCAAAGAUCCGCUCCCUGACAGAGUACAUGCAGAACGUAGAGCUGAAGAAGAGGCAGCUGGAGGACAGCUACGACUCUCUGAGUGAAGAGCUGGCUAAACUCAAGGCACAAGAAAGCAUACUUGUGGUCACAAAGGGAGAGAACCCGACGGAGAUCGAGGAGGCGGCUGAUGUCAGGGUAACCAUGAGAGUUCUGGAGCAGCAGAUGGAGUCUCACCGCGAGACGCACCACAAGCACCUGGGACGCCUCAGAGACGAGAUCAACGAGAAACAGAAGAUCAUUGACGACUUGACCGACCGUAACCAUCGGCUCCAUUUGGAGCUGCAGCAGCUGAGAAGCGACUUUGACCAUCUGAGGAGCCAGGAGCACCACAAGACCCUACAGCUGGAGGAGCUGACAUUUCUUCAUGAGCGCCAUGAGCAGUCUAAACAGGACCUUAAAGGACUGGAGGAGACUGUCGCUCGUGAACUCCAGACUCUUCACAACCUGCGAAAGCUUUUUGUUCAAGACCUCACGACUCGAGUCAAAAGACAUUCAGAGAUGGAGGCAGAUGAUAGCGGUGGAUCGAGCCACCAGAAGCAGAAGAUUUCCUUUCUUGAGAACAAUCUGGACCAGCUUACAAAAGUUCACAAACAGUUGGUACGUGACAAUGCAGACCUGCGUUGUGAGCUUCCUAAGCUGGAGAAGCGUCUUCGGUCUACGGCUGAGAGAGUGCGGGCGUUGGAGGGUGCACUGAAGGAGGCCAAAGAGGGGGCCAUGAAAGACCGGAGACGCUAUCAACAGGAAGUUGAGAGGAUUAAAGAUGCAAUGAGGGCCAAGAACCCCCUCCGCAGGCCUCACACCGCCCAGAUAGCCAAGCCAGUCCGUCCAGGCCAGUUCCCUCUCUGCUCCCCCACCAACCAGUGGGUACGCGUCACUGAACAGCAGCACUCCAUCCAUUUUAGCAAUGCCAUGUUCCAAACCCCUAGCCAGAUAGCUAGCCAUCACACUAGCCACCCAGCUGUGUCCAGCGCCCCGAACUCCAACCCCUGCCAGACCAACAAGCACAACUCCAGUGACACCGGCUUCCCUCAGACUAAGACGCUGCAGACUGAGUCCGCCAAUGCCACCACAGUGGACAACAAUAUCACAGGGCAGACUACCACAGUGGAUAACCCAGUGGUAGAUAACUCUCCAGUGAAGGACCUCCCAGUGGAUAACCCAGUGGUAGAUAACUCUCCAGUGAAGGACCUUCCAGUGGAUAACCCAGCGUUAGAUAACUCUCCAGUGAAGGACCUCCCAGUGGAUAACCCAGUGGUAGAUAACUCUCCAGUGAAGGACCUCCCAGUGGAUAACCCAGCGUUAGAUAACUCCCCAGUGAAGGUCCUCCCAGUGGAUAUUCCAGCGUUAGAUAACUCUCCAGUGAAGGUCCUCCCAGUGGAUAACCCAGCGUUAGAUAACUCUCCAGUGAAGGUCCUCCCAGUGGAUAACCCAGCGUUAGAUAACUCUCCAGUGAAGGUCCUCCCAGUGGAUAACCCAGCGUUAGAUAACUCCCCAGUGAAGGUCCUCCCAGUGGAUAACCCAGUGUUAGAUAACUCUCCAGUGAAGGUCCUCCCAGUGGAUAACCCAGCGUUAGAUAACUCUCCAGUGAAGGUCCUCCCAGUGGAUAACCCAGCGUUAGAUAACUCCCCAGUGAAGCACCCUAGAGGAAAGAACACCAGGGAAAAGGGCCCUAUGUUGAAGAACCCUACAGUCAACUCCUCAGAAAUGGUGGAUGUGGACAGUGUCAAUGGCAACAACACAGAUAUCAAUGACAACAGCAUGUCUGUCAGUGUCCACUCCACUGUCGCUGUGUCCAGGAGUGAUGUCAAGCACCGCGCCAAUAACAGGAACCAGGACAACUCGGCCAGGUUGCACCACGUCAUCCAGCCAGAACCGGCUGCCAGCUAGUGAGUCAGCUCCUCAGGCAGCCGGUUUUGCCAAGACCUCCCUCGCAAAAUCUGCAUGCUGCCGACCAGCGACACUCUGAUCACUCCUUCCUCCCCCUCACCGAGUCGGACCGUCUCUCUCCUACCUCCUGCCUCCAUAGGACUCUCUGUGGCCCUCCAACCCUCUCUACCACUCUCCACCUUUCCCCAUCUCCCUCUCCUGCUUCCUAUUAGUCUAUACAAACCCCUUUGUUAAAUUAUUUGUAGGUGGUAUGAAUACAGCAACUGAUGUGACCAUGUGGGCUCUGUUUAAUAUGGGUAGUACAGGGUCUGAAUCUUGGCAGCAGAGAAAAAGCUGGGAAUGAAUGACUUGGCUUGAAUGGAAAUGGCACCCUGUUCCCAUGGGCCUGGGUCAGAGGUAGCGCCCUGUGUAAAGGGCUACAGUGCCAUUUGAGACAGCCUGGGUUUGGCAGCUUACAUUUCCUUUUAGGACCCUGUUGGAUCGAGCUAAGGCUGAACUAGCCAAUGAGGUUAGAGUGUGAGAGUGAGCAGUAUUCUACAUGGCCAUUAGGGAGCACUCUCACUGCUCCUCUCUGUCUAGUAGUCAUGCUGGGAAGGUAAACAUCGGAUCUUUUUAGGCUCUUUCUGCAAUUUCUGGACCUGUAUCAACCCAAUAUGAACCUAAUGUCUCUAUUGCACACAAAAAUAAUAUUUAGGCAAAUAUGGGCAAAAACCUAAACAACCACCUUGAAAUGGGAGAUUAAAAGAUCUAGUCAAAGCAUGGAAUAGUCUUCAAGUGAUCACAUUAUUCUUUUCACACAAUUAAUGUACAUAGAAAAGUAUACUAUAUAUUGCAUAUGUAUGUACAUGUAGGCAGUCAUAUACUGUAUUUACUCACACACAUAUACAGUAUAUAUACUUAUGGAUCCCCUUAGUUGAUGUGGCAGUAUUUAAAUGCAAUAACAAAUUCAGAUUGAGCUUACAAGCUUCAUGCUUAGAGCAAAUAGCAUCAUGCUUAGAGCAAAUAGUUGAUGUGUGUGGAUGAGUGUAUGGAUGAGUGUAUGGAUGAGUUAGGUCAUAGGAAAUCCACAAACAUCCUGAAAGAGACUCUGGCUUUUACUCAGAUGUGUGCACAUUAUCCUAGCUAUAGAAUAACAGCAGCUCCGUCUGAUCCAGGCACAGCAUGUCUACCUAGGCUGACGACCCGACCAAACAUUUCAAGGUUUUUUCUGAAAAAAAUGAUGUGUGCUUACUAAUGCAGUAACUCUUUUCAUCUGCUCAGAAACAUACUACAUCUGCAGGAAAAUACAUUUAUCCUAUAAAGGGAGAGAAAAAUUAUAUUCUGGGGCUGUAACAUACUCCUGUUUGGGUUGGAGAUAUUGGCAGUUCCAUAGGGUUCUUUGUUGUUCUAGAAGUUCUACUGGGUUUUUUAGGAUUCUGUGGGGUUUUGGAGGGUGAGGGAUAAAUAUGUAAAUAACACAAUUCCAAUUCACACAUGAAUAUGAAACCUUGUACAUGUGUGAACUAUGAACUAUAUAUACUGUAAGAACCCAUAUAAAUAUAAUGAUAAGCUCCAUUUACUCUUGAAGUAUUCUAUAGGGUUCCAGGGAGGGGUUCUAAAAGUUCCAAUGGUUUCUCUAGGAUUCAACAGGGUUCUGUAAGAUUCUAUAAUCUAUAUGCGGUUCUACAAGAUUCUUUAUGAUUCUCUAAGAUAGGGUCCUCGAGGGUUCGAUAUUGUUUUGGAGUGGGUUCUUUGAUGUUCUCGAGGGUUCUGUGAUGUUCCCUAGGCUUCUAUGGGGUUAUCCAGGGUUUUCUAGAAAUCUGUAUGUUGGACCUUCAUCUCAACAUGUCUGUCCUGUUGGCGUCUGUCCAGUGGUCUCUAGUUACAUUCACCAACAAAAAUAGAGAAAAUGUUAUUGGGAAAAGAUAUACAUUUUAGUAACUGUGUAGCAACUAUUUUUAUACUGUUCAUUGUUUUAUUAUCUAAGAUUAUUUAUGCUAUUUAUGAUUUGUUGUAUUUAAUUAUUUAUUGCAAGCUUUUUUCCUGUUAGGUGUGUCUACUCUGAUUUACACAUGUUGUUACUAUUUAUUAAUUUAUUGUUUACUGAAUGAUGAUAUUUCCGAUCUCAGAAAAAAAAAUUUGUGAGAAGACAAUAGUCCACAAAGAGACUCAAUCAAAUCAUUAAGAAUAAGCUGUGUUUUUGUUAAGCUGGCAUUCCAAAACUACCUAGACUCACCAGCCACUUAGGUACACCUGCUUGUUAACACAAAUAGACCAACAGCUGCAACUCAAAACAUAAAGCAAGCAGACAUGAUCAAGAGGUUUAGUUGUUGUUCAACCAAAUAGAGAGGGGAAGUCGAAUGAUCUAAGAGACUUUGACUGUGCCAGAUGUGACUUUCACACUUUACUGCCUGUAGAGCAGAUGCAUUCAAACCUAGGGUCAUAGCGGAAAGGCGACCCGCCUUUUAUUUUUACAGAAAAUAAUAAAAUAUUAACUAAUAUAACUAUAAACAUCUUGACGAGAAAGUUCAAUGGAUUAACUUUCACAACAUCAAAAUGUAUUGUUUUUAAUAGGCUACAAUAUAUAGCCUAGUCUGAUUAUUUUGCUUUAAGAACAACAAACUUUGCAUGGCCAGUUGCUACCUGGCAAUGAAAAUAUUCGUUUGAAAAUAAAAGUAUUUGUUUUUGAAUUUUUUUAUUUUUCAUAAGCUGUGUUCACUGCUAGUUUGAUUACUGCUUGUAGGGGCUAGUGCACGGUUUGCCAGAAAAAAUGACAAUUAUAUGAUUUGUCAUUGUGGGUUGACUUUAGCGCUGCUGGAAUGUUGUCAACAAAACGUACACAAGGCUUCACACAUGGGAACAAAUUCUGGUCCCUCCCAAAACAGUCUGAAUACCACUGCUCUAGAGUUCACCGAGAAUGGCGCGAUAAGCAUAAAAUCAUCCAGUGAGCAGCAGUUUUGUGGGCAAAAACAUGAGAGGUCAAAAAGGCCACAAACACAAAAAUAGCGUUGGUGUGCAGAAGGGCAUCUUUGAUCGCACGUGUUGAACUUUAUGCUGAAGGGCGACGGCAGCAGAACAACAUGCUAGGUUGCUACUAGUUUACCUGCUACAGUGGGCAGUCAGUGCCUGAUUCCCAAAGGCCUGUCUGCAUUUACAGAGAAAGAAAUAAGAAUGUAAAGAACAGGGACAUUUUGUUAGUUUUAGUGUAGUGUGGGAAACCCUUCACUGUCUAAUGUCUCACUAAUACCCCUUUUGAAAGACUCCCACUAGUAGGCAUCUGCUUGGUGUGAUGGCUGAACUCUGUUAGACAUGCAGCCUGGUUUACCAAUGCGGUGUGUAAACUCUUAACACACACACACACACAGCAAGUGAGCUCUCUUCCCAGCAAAUGGGUCCGUCCUCAGGAUACAACAGCACAACCUCCUUAAGGCCUUUUAUUUGAGUUUGCAGGGUUUGAACACCUCCUCUGUUCACCUCCUGAUCAAUCAGUCAGGAUUAGAGAGGGGUGAAGGGUGCAGGCUGGGGAGAGAUUGUGUGCGUGUGCACCUGGGUGUUGAACGAAAUGGGUUGGAGUUACAGUCCUCUCUCAUGCACUGUGAGUCUUUAAAUGUAGGGUUGGCAACAGUGAUUCUUUUUUUUAAUAACUUUUGUUUCAAUGGGGGAAUUUUGUUUUGCUAAGAAAUAGGUGAUUUUGCAAAACAAUGAUCAAAACCACAAAUUUGCUAUACAUUAGUUUAAUUGAGGAAAUGUGUUCCCAACCAUUCCCAGAAAUAAAAUAUGAAAAAAUGAUUUUGUAUAUCAAUGUGUAAUGAAUGUAUGACAUUAUUGGUAAUUUUUAUUGUCAUAUCCACUUUUUCAAGUUAUUGUACCCCAACCAUCCGCUAUACCUAAUCUAAUCUAGUAGCCUACCCCUGCUAAAACAUGAACAAAAGUCUCAUUGAAAUCUAUAAUGCAUUGUGCACUUUAGGUCAAGAGCUUGUUUGACCAUUGAACAUAACAUGCUGUUAAAUUAGAGUUUGAACCCUGGGGGGAAAAAGGUACAUUGUUUACAAUCCAAGGAAACAGAAUGUGGGAAGUGGACAGUAUCCUAUGUUUUCCUAGUCUUACAUUAUACAGGGCAAACAGAUAUUGGUCCAAAUCUCUGCACUGUAUGUAUAAAUGUGUUAUCUGUAAUGUCUGGUGACGGCAAUGAUGAUGUUGAUGAGAAUUAUUAUGAUGUUGAAGACGACGACGACGAUGAUGAUAUUUGGUGAUGAUGAUCACGAGUAUUGUUAUGAUGAUAUUGAUGAUGGUAAUAAUGAAACUGAGUGUGAGUUUGUCUGUUUGUCUGUUGCUUGACUAAUCAGUCAGUUGGAAAGAUGUUCUGGUCAUAUCUCUGAUACUGUAGCAAUCACAAUGCAUAGUGUACAGAGCAUUAUGGGUACUUUAGUGUAUCGUGAUACUUCAGCAGCCUAAAUGCAUAGUGUACAGAACGUUAUUGGUUCUGUAGUACAUCACCAUACUGUAGCAGCCUAAAUGCAAUGUAGAGAGCAUUAUGGGUACUGUAGUGUUUCAUGCGCCAAAAUCAGAAACAUAAAAGACUGGUUAAUACAGUAUACCCAAAAAAUAUAAAAAAUAAACAUACAGGCUAGUGGAACCACCUUUAUUGGUUGGCUUGUUGGAUUGUUUGUUUAUUUGUGUGUUUAUUUGUUUGUUUGACUCUAGUGUGUGUGAUAGUGCAUGCAGUUGAUGCCUCAGUAGCCACUGAGAUACGAAAAAAUGUUAUUAUAAUGAAACUCUUUCAAUAAAGAUUAUCCACAUCACAAA
This is a messenger RNA of Esox lucius (northern pike), 9053 nucleotides long. It is a transcript of the gene kif5ab, whose product is annotated as kinesin family member 5A, b. Gene Ontology annotation, biological process: microtubule-based movement. Bases 369 to 4268 code for a protein of 1299 amino acids. The transcript has 30 exons. The record is from RefSeq and is a predicted model, not a curated record. NCBI's taxonomy places the organism in Eukaryota, Metazoa, Chordata, Actinopteri, Esociformes, Esocidae. Gene Ontology annotation, molecular function: microtubule motor activity; ATP binding; microtubule binding.